This is a messenger RNA of Leptidea sinapis, 1454 nucleotides long. RefSeq names its product CCA tRNA nucleotidyltransferase 1, mitochondrial. Gene Ontology annotation, biological process: RNA processing. The transcript has 6 exons. The record is from RefSeq and is a predicted model, not a curated record. Gene Ontology annotation, molecular function: nucleotidyltransferase activity; RNA binding. Lineage: Eukaryota; Metazoa; Arthropoda; Insecta; Lepidoptera; Pieridae. The coding region runs from base 80 to 1432 and encodes 450 amino acids.
GUCAAGAUCAAGUAGGUAGGUAGACUAUAGGUACUAAACAUUUGAAAAUUAUAUAUCAACAAUACGUAUUUAUCUAGUUAUGAAAAGGUUAUUCCAGUUAGAUUAUUUGUUUAUUCAUAAAUUACAUUACAGUAAAGGAGUUGUCCACAAGAGAGUUCGCAGUAAAAUGGAUCUAAAUUUAAAAUGUAGAGAUGAUCCAGUAGUUUUAAAAUUGGAUACUCCAGAAUUCCGAAAUAUUUUUACUCAAGAAGUAAUGGAUCUGAAAAAGAUAUUUGACAAAUACAACUUUGAAAUACGAAUAGCGGGUGGAGCUGUUAGGGAUUUAUUAUUGGGACAAGCAGCAAAAGAUUUGGAUUUUGCUACCACAGCUACUCCAGAGGAAAUGAAAAACAUAUUUACAGAGGAAAAUAUUAGAAUGAUCAAUAUGAGUGGUGAAAAGCAUGGAACAAUUACUCCACGGAUCAAUGAUAAGGAAAACUUUGAGGUGACAACACUGAGGGUUGAUUUGGUAACUGAUGGCCGUCAUGCAGAAGUUGAAUUUACCAAAGACUGGAAACUUGAUGCUAACAGAAGAGAUCUUACAAUAAACUCAAUGUUUUUAGGUUUUGAUGGAUCAGUCUAUGAUUAUUUCUUUGGAUAUGAUGAUUUAAUGAAAAGAAGAAUAGCUUUUGUUGGUGAUGCUGAUGUAAGAAUCAAGGAAGAUUUUCUUAGAAUAAUGAGGUAUUUCCGGUUCUAUGGGCGCAUUGCAGACACACCAGAUAAUCAUGAAGAAGCAACUCUUAAAAUUAUUAAGAAUAAUGUACAAGGCCUUAGCAAUGUAUCAGGUGAAAGAAUUUGGAUGGAAUUGAAAAAAAUAUUGCAAGGAAAUUAUGCUGGAGAUUUAUUGAAAACAAUGUUGAGUGUUGGUGUUGGAGAAUAUAUAGGUAUACCUAGGCCAAAUAUAACAGAGUUAGAGAGUUUGCUUAAGCGAAGUUCUCAUCUUAAAUUGCAUCCCAUGAGCUAUUUAGCAGCUCUAUUAACAAACCUUGAUGAUGUGACUCUUCUUCAUACUAGACUCAAGUUUUCUGCAUUUGAUAGAGACAUGACUUAUUUUAUUGUUGAACAUAGAGGAGAGAAAGAAUCAUCAAAGCCAUUACAGCCCUAUCAGAGGUUAAUCUUGAAUUCAAAAAUUAAACAAAAGGACAGUAUAGAUUAUGUCAAAGAAGUUUUAAAGUAUAGGGGAGAUGAAGUUCUGCUAGAGCAGUUAUGUAACUGGCAAAUUCCAAUAUUCCCAGUGAAUGGAAAAACCUUAAGAGACAAUGGAGUACCACCAGGAAAAUUAUAUGGAAAAAUUCUAUCAAAAUUAAAAGAUAUCUGGAUAGACAAUGAUUAUAAACAAAAUUGUGGAGACCUGGUGAAAUAUUUACCAGAUAUUAUCAAUAAAACCAAAUAAAGUCACAUUAAAAUUACAAAUA